ACGGAAGUGUUGGUUAGCAGACGUACCUCUAACAGCUGGGUUCCGUCGUCGACUCAAGUGAGUAAGUUUGGUUCGGGAAACAAAAGUGUCCAGAGAGAUUAGAUUACGAAUUAUUGGAUCAUUAUAGAUGCAAUUGUAGAAGCUGGUAUUGCACCAUGAGUAUAUAACUAUUUCAGAGGCUAUUCAGGCCAAAAUUCUCCUCUCCAGCCUGAUAUGGCUUCCCACAAUGCUAAUGGAAAUGGUGGUUUGAAUGGUGAUUUCUCAAGAGGAGCUUACAGUGGCAGAUAUAGAAGUAGACCACAUCCAAGAGGAAACAACAGAAGGCCUGAAUUUCCUGAUAACAUCUCUACUUCAGUCAAUGGGCAGAUUUUCAAUGAAGGACAGCACUCUCAAGAAGCAGUUGCCAUUACAUCAGCUCAUGAUGGUUCUGUUCCUUCAAGUGCACCAAAGCCUAGAAGAGGAAGAGAUUUUUCGGGACCAUCCAGAAAUGUCUUCAGGGGACAAUCUCAAGGCAACCAUCAGUUUUCAGGAGAUAAUCAGCGACAAGGCUAUAGUUUAAGGAAUGAUUCAAAUUAUGUUCAAAACCAACCCUUGAACACGCAAAGUAGGAAUCAGUUCUCUCAAAAUGAUCGAUUACAACAGACACAAGUUGCAAAUCUGAGUGAGAUUCAGUCUGGAACUUCUCAAGAUUUAUUGAGAAUUGAUUUGUCACAAGUGUACAACAGAAGUACAGACAAUGUUAGAGAAUUUAAUCAACAGCAAAACACCUAUUCAGAAAGAGGAAUAUCAACCAGACCAAAACAAAACAGAGCACCCAAGAAGCAACCAUUCAGAAAUCCUCAGUACAAAAACCAUUCUGAGCAAAGUGAAAAUUCUGAAACAGUGGCCGAUUCUUAUGCCACUUCGUCGUUUGAGUCACCAUCCGUUUCUACUGCUACUUCUAAUCUGGAGCAUCAACCAUAUGAAAAUAUUCGAAAAGAGUACACUAGAUACAAAGGCCGUCCAACCUUUGAAGGGCAAUAUGAAGGCAGUAAUGGAAACAGAAAUUCCCAAGACAGAUAUCGACGGGAUGAAAGAAGUGGAGCUUACGGAUCUCAAGAAAAAUUUUAUAGAGAUGAAAGCAGUGGAAGUUAUGCUUCACGAGAUCGGUUCAAGUCAGAUGAGCCAGCUAGGGCUUCUACUUCAAGCAACAGAGAUCAAGUCGUUUUCAGUAAACCAACUCGAACUUAUGAUUCUCACAAUUGGCGAUCUGAAGGCUUUAAAAAAGGGCUUUCUGUUCAGAAACAGAAAGCCAGCGAGGUCAUGGCUGACACAGCCACUCAACGUGAACGUUUGACCACACAGCUGACUAGUGGCACUUAUGAAUGCAUGGUUUGCUGUGAGUCAGUCAAACCGGUCCAGCCAAUCUGGAAUUGCAGCCAGUGUUUCCAUGCUUUUCAUCUCGGAUGUGUGCGACGUUGGUCUCGUACAUCUCAAGACGAGAGUGGACAUUGGCGUUGCCCAGGAUGCCAAUCAGUCAGUACAUCUCUUCCAAGUUCAUACUUGUGUUACUGUUCAAAGAGAAAAGAUCCUGAAUGGAACAGACGUGAAACUCCUCAUUCGUGUGGCGAAGUCUGUGGCAAAGCGCUGGGAGAUGGUGUUAGCUGCACUCAUUCUUGCACUCUUUUAUGCCAUCCUGGGCCUUGUCCUGUUUGUACGGCGCAGACUCAACGUAAAUGUCCGUGUGGUAAAUCCUCGCAGUUGGUUAAAUGUGGCUCAGCAGAUGCAUUGCUAUGUGGGGAGCCAUGUGCCAAGCAGCUUUCCUGUAAGCUACAUACCUGUCAAGAAGCAUGUCAUAUUGGCCCUUGCGAUCCAUGUCAGCUUACUGUUCAACAAGUUUGCUUUUGCGGUCAGAGCACCAGGGAAUUGCCGUGCUCAAUCGAUCACCCGGAAGAAGAGAAGUUCUCCUGCGAACUAGUUUGCAAGAAAAAGCUGAGCUGCGGAAGACACGAAUGCCAACAAACGUGUCAUUCCGGCGACUGUGGAGCUUGCCAGCUUGAAGUAUCUACAAUCACUACUUGUCCAUGCGGCAAAGUUCAGUUGAAACAAAUUUACAAGACCAAGGGAGUUGCCGAACGCAAGAUUUGUACAGAUCCCAUUCCCGUUUGUGGAAAAGUGUGUGGCAAGGUCAUGUUUUGUGGCCCUUCUGAGAACCCGCAUACUUGCGCAGUCCCUUGUCAUGGAGGUCCUUGUCCGCCUUGUACACUGUCAACAGAUUUACGCUGCCGAUGUGGACGAAACGAGAAAAAAUUUCCUUGCAAGAAAUUAAGCGAAAUAGGAGAAGUAUUGUGUGAACGACGCUGCAACAAAAAGCGUCAAUGUGGACGGCAUAAGUGCACUCAAGUGUGCUGCAUUGAUAAGGAGCACAUUUGCCCCCUGGUUUGUGGCCGUACCCUCAGCUGUGGUCUCGAUCGAUGCGAAGCUUUAUGUCAUGCCGGUAACUGCAAUCGUUGCUACCGAGUUUCUUUCGACGAACUUAGGUGCCACUGUGGAACCCAGGUGAUGUAUCCACCUGUGCCUUGCGGAACACGCCCACCCGAUUGCAAUAAAACAUGUACAAGAGUACGUGCAUGUGGCCAUCCUCCAUCACAUAAUUGCCAUCCAGACGCUAAUGGGUGUCCGCCGUGUACUACAUUAUGCGAAAAAUUUUGUUAUGGGAAACACGAGAAAAGGAAAAAUAUCCCGUGCCAUUUGACCGAAGUAAGUUGUGGAAAAGCUUGUGGGCGUCCUAUGAAGUGCGGCAAACACACCUGUCCAGUCACUUGCCACCCUGGUCCAUGUCCUUCUACUUGCACGCAACCUUGUCCAGUUCAGAGAACCGACUGUGAUCAUUCUUGUGGUUUACCAUGUCACGAAGGAAUUUGCCCAGGAACAUCUUGUCGAGAGAAAGUCAAGGUUCAGUGUCAGUGUGGCCAACGUACUGCUACUGUUUCUUGUGAAGAAAACGAGCUUUCUUACAGGAAAAUGGCAACCGGACUGUUGGCCUCUAAAAUGGCACAGUUGCAAUCCGGCGAGUGUGUGGAUCUUAAAGAUUUAUUGGGCAAAAGUGCGGCUAAUAAGACCAAGAGUCUCGAAUGCAACGAAGAAUGUGCCCUUGUGGAUAGAAAUCGACGUCUGGCCCUUGCAUUGCAAAUCAAGAAUCCUAAUCCGAAGCCGGGGGCUCCUCCUUAUCCUGAUUUGCUUAAAGAAUGGGCCAAGAAAGACCCGCGCUUUGUCCAAAUGGUACAUGAUAAAUUGACCGAGCUUGUUCAAUUGGCAAAGCAAUCAAUUGGUAAAAUGAAAAGCCGUAGCCAUUCAUUUGACUCAAUGAAUCGAGACAAACGCCAAUUCAUUCACGAGUACUGCGUUUUCUUUGGAUGCGAAUCGAUGUCUUACGAUGAUGAGCCCAAGCGUAACGUCGUUGCUACAGCUUUUGGAGAAUUGUCUUUUUUGCCUGCUGUCAGCAUCUUGGAUGUUACUCGUCGUGAGUUGGGACAGCGGAAGAUGCCUGCACCACCAAGGGGGACAGGGCUAGUUGUUCUGACUUCAGGUCCGCAACAGCAGCAGCAGCAGCAACCAGUGCCUCAACAGUCGCAACAACCACCGAAUGCAUGGGGAAGUGUUGGAUCUGCUGCACCCUUUAGAACUCUGUCUGACGUCGUUAAAAGCACUCCAACACUCAAGAAUCCACCCGAAUCACCUGCUCCGGUCAAGUCUCAAGAUCCUAAGCCACCGAUGGUUGAUUACUUUGAUUUCACUUCAUAAGGAACUUACAUUUUUUAUAUUUUGAGUUCCCUAAAUUCACAGGUGUUUGGUAAAUUUUCUCUGAGAUUAUUCUAAUAAAAUGCUCCUUGGAGA
Molecule: messenger RNA, 3876 nt
Organism: Daphnia pulicaria
Lineage: Eukaryota; Metazoa; Arthropoda; Branchiopoda; Diplostraca; Daphniidae
Gene: stc
Product: protein shuttle craft-like
Exons: 8
Coding region: 214-3783 (1189 amino acids)
Biological process (GO): negative regulation of transcription by RNA polymerase II
Cellular component (GO): nucleus
Molecular function (GO): zinc ion binding; DNA-binding transcription factor activity, RNA polymerase II-specific; RNA polymerase II transcription regulatory region sequence-specific DNA binding
Source: RefSeq, a predicted model, not a curated record